UUUGAGGCGCUUGUAGGAGUUGGCCUGGCCGUCUUCGGCGUACGUAUCUUGUCGUAUUAAUAAUACGCCUUAUGUAGAACUAACGAACUUCGAUGCAUACAAGACCGCAUAGAGCACUUUAGAUCAUCUAGGUAGCUCUUAUCAGGCUAAUAUAGCGUAGGCAGCAUCUAGAUAAUCCGUGUUAGAUACGCGAUAAGCAAGACGCUAGUCCCGACCACUCAGCCGUCGGACUAUCGUAGACCUAGCCAGCCUAGGGCUUACGCACGCUCUCCCUGGUUAAUAGCGAUUUGGGUUAGACAUUUUUGAUAGGAGCCAAUUACUCUGCUGGGGACAUCUGUCAACUUCAGCAGCAACUCCGUACAAGAAUGCGACGACAGCCUCGUCGAAAAUCAUUCCGGUUCAACCACCACUCCUGCACCUCAUUGACCUGUACCAUACCUGAACAGUCACACAAGUUUAAAGUCGUCCAGCUAAGAAGAUGGAGAACCAAGAUACUUUCGAGUUGUACUCGUUCUGGUGUUCUUCAUGCUGUCAGCGGAUCAUAAUUUCUGCUCAUCUCAAAGGCAUCCCGCUCAAAUUCAAUUACGUCGACUUGAGCACAAGAGGGCACCAUGACGCAAAAUACAAAGAUGAACUGAACCCAAGCGCUAGUGUGCCGACCCUGGUUGUGCAUCACCCCGACGGCAACAAGACCGUCAUCCGACAAUCCAUGACAAUCCUAGAGUACUUUGAAGAAAGAUUCCCGGAUCAGAGUCCUCUGUUGCCACCUGUUUCUGCUUGGCAGGAUCGCAUCAAGGUACGCGACCUAGUCAACAUCAUCGCGAUCGAUGUCCAAGCGCCCACCAACUCCCGGAUUGCCAAGCGCGUCAGGUCCGUGCGAGAUAACGUGGAGGAUCAGGUCGACUUCGUUAGGCAGGCUUUCACAGAUGGCUUCCAGGCGUAUGAAGCCCUGAUCUCCGCAACAAGCAAGUAUUCUUUCGGCGAGCAGGUGACAUUGGCCGAUGUUGUGUUGGUUCCCGCGGUCGAUCAGGCACUGAUGUACAAAAUGGAUCUUGAAUUUGUGCCCAAACUCUUGAGAGUCUAUCAGUCACUAAAAGAGUUAGAGGCUUUCAAGGCCGGAGAUGAGAAAAACCAGGGUGAUACCCCGGAGCAGUUCCGGGCCGCUUCCCAGUAGCUCUGGCCAUUAUGCGGGGUGUCCCAGUUGGUGGGUACUAAAUACGUCUGCCGGGACACGUUUGUACAUACCAUAUCUGUUCCAUGAGAAGUUGAUAGUCCCGUAAAUUAACCUGACAAGUGC
This is a messenger RNA of Aspergillus welwitschiae, 1297 nucleotides long. RefSeq lists its product as uncharacterized. Gene Ontology annotation, biological process: glutathione metabolic process; L-phenylalanine catabolic process. Gene Ontology annotation, molecular function: glutathione transferase activity; maleylacetoacetate isomerase activity. Bases 479 to 1174 code for a protein of 231 amino acids. The record is from RefSeq and is a predicted model, not a curated record. NCBI's taxonomy places the organism in Eukaryota, Fungi, Ascomycota, Eurotiomycetes, Eurotiales, Aspergillaceae. Gene Ontology annotation, cellular component: mitochondrion; cytoplasm. The transcript has a single exon.